GUUCAAUUUCAAGCGCGGAUCUCGCACGGUUGUACGCAAGAAAAGUGGAAAAUAUUUGAAAGAAAAUCGAAAAUGAAGUCAAUUUUAGUGCUGGCUUUGUGCCUGGGUGUAGCCUGUGCAGACUUUAACGCCGAGGUAUUAUCGAGUAGACAGAAAAGGGAGGAUUUUCAUAGUCGACAUUACUCUGCCCAUCAGCAGGCAAUUGAAACGGCUCGUCGCAAUGCCGGUUUGAGUGGCUAUAGCGCCAGUGGAUCGAACAGCUUUGGCUCCAGUGGAUCGAACAGCUAUGGCUCCAUGGGAUCGAACAGCUUUGGCGCUGGUGGCACCGCUGAACUGACUCACGGUGGUGGUGUUGGUGGCUCACUGGGCAAUUUGGAGAGCUCUUAUGAUUCUGUGGGUGCCGUUGAGGGCGUGGACAGCAGCAGCUUGGGCGGUGGUGCAGGAUACGUUGGCAACAGUGGUGCAGGGUACGGUGCCAGCAAUCAGGCUGCCUUUGGUGCCAACAAUGCAGCUUCUUUUGGCUCGAACAGCGCUUUCGCUGCCAAUUCGGCCUUCCACACGAGCCACAGUGCCAACUUCAAUGCCGCCAGCUCCCACAAUGUGGCUAGCAAUGUGGAGUUUGCUGACAACAACAAUGCCGGCACUGAGGUCAACUUUGGUGGUGCUGGAACCAACACCGUCAACUCUGAGGCUCUGCUCGCCAGAAAUGUGCAAGCUCCUGUGGCCCUGACAAUGCCCACUUCCAGUGGUAAUAAUAUGGAGUAUGUGCAACACACCGAGCGUGUGGUGUCAGCUGCACCACAGCAGGUUGUCUACACAAUGCCCGGUGCCUCGCAGCAGUACGUGCAGCAUGUGGAGCGCGUUGUCGAGCAGAAGCAGCCGACGGUGCAGUACGUCCAAGUGGCUCAACCCGCUGGCUCCUCCGAGCAAUAUUAUCACCGCAAGGUGACAACCUCAUCAUCUUCGGCUCCCCAGAUCGUUCAGCAGCCCUCGGCCCGCUAUACUUAUGGCUCAAAUGUUGGCUCCACCUUUGGCACCAAUUCCGCCUUCAAGGUCAACCAGAAUGCUGCUUUUGAUAGCAACUUUGGUAGCAACUUUGGCCAACGUUCAGGUGCCCAGACGCAAUUCACGACAGGACAAAAUGCUGGCUACAACUUUGGCGGCAACUCACAGCUGCAUCACCUAAUUAACCAGGCCCAUCUGACGGCCAAGCAACAAGUUUCCUCUGGCAAUACCCAAAGCAGUGGUGCCGGCCUCGCUGCCGCCAAUCAAGUUCAACUGGGUGGCUCAAAUGCCUUCAACUCCAACUAUGGCUUCAACUCUGCCAGCUCCAUGAACACCGGCAGCUCCAUGAACUCCAUGAGCAAUUUGAACACUGCCAGCGGUUUGAGUGCCGGUUUGAAUGCCGGCAGCAGCGGUUCACUCCUGAGCGGUUCUUUGUUUGGUGGUAGCCAGGGUAAUCUGCUUGGUAGUGGCUCACUCUUGGCCAACUCCGGCCUCAACGCCCAAAGCAACUUGGGUCUGAAUGCCGGACAACAGUCGUCCAGCUCGGGCAACUUUGGUGGUGCCGGCGGUGCUGGCAGUGGCUACCAGACCAAGCAGUGGGAGAAACAAUCCAAGUGGUCUUCCCAGUCUGAGUUCGAUUCCGAUGGCCAUGUGAAGAACUACAAGGAUCUGGCCACUGGUGAGAGCGAGAACUACAACAUCAAUGGCAAACAGUUUGGUUACAAUGCAGCCACCGCAUCCGUUGAUGACAAUGGCAAGACUAGCACCUACAGUGUGCACUCCUAAGGUGCAACCUGCCUGCUUCAAUUUUUUAUUUGUAGUAACAAAUUUCUUAUCCUCCGACAUGAUAAAAACAAUAAACUCAUUAUCAAAAUAAUA
Drosophila innubila is the source of this 1884-nucleotide messenger RNA. RefSeq lists its product as uncharacterized. The transcript has 5 exons. The record is from RefSeq and is a predicted model, not a curated record. The coding region runs from base 73 to 1791 and encodes 572 amino acids. Lineage: Eukaryota; Metazoa; Arthropoda; Insecta; Diptera; Drosophilidae.